This is a messenger RNA of Saccostrea echinata, 3683 nucleotides long. Its product is annotated as AP-3 complex subunit beta-2-like. Gene Ontology annotation, cellular component: membrane coat; AP-3 adaptor complex. Gene Ontology annotation, biological process: intracellular protein transport; vesicle-mediated transport. The coding region runs from base 58 to 3294 and encodes 1078 amino acids. The transcript is spliced from 23 exons. Lineage: Eukaryota; Metazoa; Mollusca; Bivalvia; Ostreida; Ostreidae. The record is from RefSeq and is a predicted model, not a curated record.
UGUAGCAGAAGCCAUUGAAAACUGGGAACACCUGCCACGGCAGCGGCUUUCUGAAAGAUGACGUCCAACAGCUUUCAGUUGGGUGGAACUGGGUUUGGUAAUGACAAACCACCAUCUACUGGUAGCGGAGAGGGAGAUUUUUCCAAUGAUCCUGCGAGCAACAGCUUCUUUAAUGAGAAUUUUAAACGGCAUGAAGAUUUAAAAGCAAUGUUAGAUGGAAAUAAAGACAACUUGAAGUUAGAUGCCAUGAAAAGAAUCAUCGGGAUGGUAGCGAAAGGAAAAGAUGCCUCAGAUUUAUUCCCUGCAGUAGUGAAAAAUGUAGUCUCUAAAAACUUGGAGGUCAAGAAACUUGUCUAUGUCUACCUGACAAGGUACGCAGAAGAACAGCAAGACUUGGCCCUCCUGUCCAUCAGCACAUUUCAGCGAGCCUUAAAGGACCCCAAUCAGCUGAUCAGGGCCAGUGCUUUGAGGGUUCUGUCCAGCAUUCGUGUCCUCAUGAUCUCACCGAUUAUGAUGCUGGCUAUCAAGGAAGCUGUAAUGGACAUGUCACCAUAUGUCAGAAAGACGGCAGCACAUGCAAUACCAAAGCUCUACAGUCUUGACCCUGAGAGUAAGGAACAACUUGUUGAAGUCAUUGAGAAAUUACUUGCUGAUAAAACAACACUUGUUGCUGGUAGUGCCAUUCAGGCCUUUGAGGAGGUUUGUCCUGAAAGGAUUGACCUGAUUCACAAAAACUUCCGAAAGCUUUGCAACCUGUUGGUGGACGUCGAGGAAUGGGGUCAGGUGGUCAUAGUUGGCAUGAUGACCCGCUAUGCAAGGACCCAGUUUGUCUCGCCCAACCAAGAUGGCACUGGAGAAGAAAGUAAGAAUUUUUAUGAAUCAGAAGAGGAUGAAGACGAGAAAAAGGAUGAAGAGGACAACGAAAAAGAUUCCAAGAAAAAGCCAUACAUGAUGGACCCUGAUCAUCGCCUCCUACUCAGACAAGCCAAGCCAUUACUCAAUAGCCGCAAUGCUUCUGUUGUGAUGUCUGUAGCUCAGCUGUACUAUCACUGUGCACCAAAGUCAGAAGUUGGAGUGGUUGCCAAGGCAUUGAUUCGUCUUCUAAGGGGACACAAGGAGGUCCAGUUUAUUGUUUUAAGCAAUAUUGCCACAAUGACAGUUGCAAGAAAAGACAUGUUUGAACCAUACCUGAAGAGUUUUUAUGUGAGGUCAAGUGAUCCAACCCAUAUUAAACUGCUCAAGCUGGAAAUUCUGACCAGUUUAGCCACAGAGACCAACAUUUCAAUCAUCCUGAGAGAACUUCAGACGUACGUAACAAGUACUGACAAGGAGUUUGCUGCUGCCACCAUCCAAGCCAUCGGCCGAUGUGCCAGCAACAUAGCGGAGGUUACUGAUACCUGCCUCAAUGGAUUAGUCCACUUGAUGUCCAACAGGGAUGAAAGUGUUGUUGCAGAAAGUGUUGUUGUGAUCAAGAAGUUGCUGCAGAUGCAGUCCUCUGAACACAAGGACAUUAUAACACACAUGGCCAAGAUGGCAGACCAGAUCACCGUUCCCAUGGCCAGAGCCAGUAUUCUGUGGUUGAUUGGAGAAUACAGUGAGAGGGUGCCAAAAAUAGCACCUGAUGUUCUUAGAAAAAUGGCUAAAACAUUCAUUAAUGAGGAGGAUAUAGUAAAAUUGCAGAUCCUAAACUUAGCUGCCAAACUCUGUAUAACCAAUUCCAAACAAACCCGUCUCCUCUGUCAGUACAUCUUCAACCUGGCCAAGUAUGACCAAAACUAUGACAUCAGGGAUCGGUCACGAUUUCUGAGACAGCUGAUAAUGCCAGCCGAGAAGGGGCCACUGGCAAAGCAUGCCAAGAAAAUACUGCUGGCAACAAAACCUGCUCCUUUACUUCAAUCUAAAUUUGAAGAUAGGGACCUAUAUCAGUUGGGCACACUGUCACACAUACUGAACAACAGAGCCACAGGAUACAAAGACCUACCAGAGUGGCCAGAGGAAGCCCCGGAUCCCUCCGUCAGGAAUGUUGAACUUCCUGUCCCAGAGGUCAAAGGAAAAACAGAAAGAAAGAAGCCUACAAAGGAGAAAGGGUUUUACUCGGAAACGGAAUCCAGCUCAGAGGAUGAAGACUCUGAUGAAGAAACUGAAGAUUCUGAGGAGGAGGAGGAAGAGGAAAGUGAUGAGGACAGUGGAGCUGAAUCUGAUUCUGAGGAAAGUGAGGAAGAAACAGAGGAGUCAGAGGAAUCCGAUGUUCCUCAGAAAAAUGUUGUUGUCAAGAAGACAGCCAAGGUUGUAAAGAGUGAAUCUGAGGAGGAGGAGGAGGAGUCAUCGGAGGAAAGCUCCUCAGAGGAAAGUGAGGAGGAAAAACAACCACCACCAAAAUCCAAGCCUGGAAAAAAGAAAACAACAAAGGCUGCAGAGUCUACUCAACAGAAUAAUGCAGAUUUACUUUUGGAUCUAGAUUUGUUUGGAUCCACCAAUGGAGUGACCAGUAGUGGGGGUACACCAGGUGAUAUUCUGACCCCAAGCAUGGCUAGUGCCAUGAGUAACUUGUCCAUCAGUUCAACACAACCUAGCAGCUCCUCUAAUUUUGUUCAGCCCAUGAACAUUGCCUUGAAGUCCUAUGAACUCCUAAACAGGAUGACAGGCAAUGGAUUAGGAAUUACAUACAAGUUCACAAGGACUAUUUCUGUCUUUUCACCUAAAAUGGUAUCCAUAGAAUUGACAUUAACAAACCAUGGAGAUAAACCAUUAUCAGCCAUAAAAGUAGGAAAAAAGACUUUACAACCUGGGAUGGAAAUUCAGGAUUUCCCAGAAAUAGCAUCUCUUGGAACUGGGGCAUCCACCUCAGUACUGAUGGCGAUUAAUUUCAAUGACACCACUCAGCCUGCCAAGUUUGAGAUUUGUACAUUAGAACAAACUUUUAAUGUCAGCAUAACAGCACCUGUGGGGGAAUUGCUUCAACCUCACACUAUGGGGCUCCAAGAUUUCACCCAGCAACAAGGCAAAUUAAAAGGAAUGACAGAAAAUACUGGAAAAGUGAAACUAUCUGAGAAGAAAACAGACUCCAAAUCAAUAGUUACCAGUGUAAUAACUGUAGCUAAUAUGCUACAAGUUCCAUCAAGUGAAACAGACACGGUCUAUCGAUUUGCAGCAAAAACUAUGACAGAGGGGGUGUUAGUCCUUGUGUCUGUAGCUGUAAAUGGAGAUUCUGCAAACAUAGUUGUUAACUGUGAGAAAAUGGUCAUAGGGACCAUGCUUCUAAAGGACCUUAAAUCUUUACUUGGACAAAGCUAGAGAAAAUUCUAGUGUUAACAAUUUGAUGACAAUCUGUUUAAAAUAUAAAAUUAUGUGAAUUUUGAACAAGUUAUAUAACAGAGAGAAAGUAGAGGCCAUGUUCAGAUAUGCAUAACUGUUCAGCAGGAUAAAUUUAAAUUUGAUAAUCAUAUUUUUCGUUAAAGUGUCCUAAAUCUUUCAGCAAUUGCAGAAGUUAAUGCAGUCCAGCUUUAAUACAAAUAUGAUUAAUUAUGGAACUCAUCAUAUACAACAGACAUAUACCAGUACAACUACUUACAGUACAGUCAAUUUACUGAUGUUUUCAUUAUUAAUGGCUUUAAAUUAUAUUAAGUGGUCAAUGUUAGUGUUAUUAUAUAAACUGCACAUACAAUAAAGUGUUCAUAACAUUU